ACCUUUCUUCUACAUGAUUGUGAUCUGAAUUCUGAAAUAUAGUAAACGUGCGAACACCAGCUCUCGUGCGAUAAUUUUCAUUACGGCCUUCUCUAAUGGCGAUGAUGAUAAUCUAGACCAUUUUAGGUCUCCACUUUUCACAGCUCAACUCUUUCAAUACACCCAACUUAUAUAUAUAUAUAUAUGUGUGUGUGUGUUACUUUAAUCAAUCUCUUCUUUACACUUUUCAACAACGGAGCUGUACCAUGUCUUCGUUGACCCUUAAACCCUUCUUUCCCACCACUAAAUUCUCUUUCCCCCCACCAUCUUCGUCUUCUUUCUUUGCUUUUCCUCGCUUCUCUUCAAUUUCCUUCCCUUUGAAGCCCAGAAAUGGUGUCUCCUUCCGACUUCGUGCUUACGACUCUUCCAAGAGCGACAAUUCCGAUGCCUCCUCUGCUGAUUCCAAGCCUCCCAACGGUACUUUGCCAAAAACUCGGAGAGACAUCCUGCUGGAAUAUGUUAAAAAUGUCCAGCCAGAAUUCAUGGAAUUGUUUGUUCAGAAGGCACCACAACAGGUUGUGGAAGCAAUGCGCCAAACAGUCACAAAUAUGAUUGGAACUCUACCUCCACAGUUUUUUGCAGUUACUGUCACCACAGUUGCUGAAAAUCUUGCACAGCUCAUGUAUAGUGUAAUGAUGACUGGAUACAUGUUUAAAAAUGCUCAAAAUCGCUUAGAACUGCAGCAAAGUUUAGAGCAGGUUGCUCUCCCAGAACCAAAGGAUGAAAAGGAUGAUUCAAAUUAUGCAGCUGGUACUCAAAAGAAUGUCACAGGUGAAGUUAUCAGGUGGAAUAAUGUAUCUGGUCCGGAGAGUAUUGAUGCUAAAAGGUACAUAGAAUUACUUGAAGCAGAGAUAGAGGAACUGAAUCGUCAAGUGGGUAGAAAAUCUACAAAUGGGCAAAAUGAACUCUUGGAAUAUCUCAAAACACUUGAACCCCAAAAUCUCAAGGAGUUGACAAGUAGCGCUGGUGAGGAUGCUGUAGUUGCAAUGAAUACAUUCAUAAAGCGCCUAUUAGUGGCUUCAGAUCCAGGUCAAAUGAAGACAAGUGUAACGGAGACAACAGCACCAGAGCUGGCGAAGCUUCUGUAUUGGCUAAUGGUGGUCGGGUACAGCAUUCGCAACAUUGAAGUUCGAUUUGACAUGGAAAGGAUUCUGGGGAGUUCACCUAAGCUGGCAGAAUUACCUCCUGGAGAAAUUGUGUAAGCCAGCAAGCUAGGUAAGGAAUUAAGCACUAGAAGGCCUGAAAUUUGAGUUUUUGAUAGGCCUUCAGCUGGAAGCCAUUAUAUAAGUUCAUAGACAACUAAACUAUAUGUUCAUUGUUUGGAAAGUGGAAACGUCUUCAUUGCCACCCACUGUUUAACUUUUACGACCCUUUUGUAAACGUAAAAGAAUGAAGUUUCUUGGACUGUUGUAAGUUUUGCAACUUGAGAUUCAGCACACAUUAACUAUAUAAAAAAUUUUACUCUCACGUUUUAUUUA
This is a messenger RNA of Cucumis sativus (cucumber), 1517 nucleotides long. RefSeq lists its product as hypothetical. The record is from RefSeq and is a predicted model, not a curated record. NCBI's taxonomy places the organism in Eukaryota, Viridiplantae, Streptophyta, Magnoliopsida, Cucurbitales, Cucurbitaceae. The transcript is spliced from 7 exons. Bases 246 to 1241 code for a protein of 331 amino acids.